AUGGUGCAGAAGUAUCAGUCUCCUGUCCGAAUCUACAAGUACCCAUUUGAGCUGGUCAUGGCGGCCUAUGAGAAGCGCUUCCCCACCUGCCCGCAGAUCCCGGUCUUCCUGGGCAGCGAGGUCCUGCGCGAGUCCCGCAGCCCCGACGGGGCGGUGCACGUGGUGGAGCGGAGCUGCAGGCUGCGCGUGGAAGCCCCACGGCUGCUGCGGAAGAUUGCGGGCGUUGAGCACGUAGUCUUCGUGCAGAGAAACGUGUUGAACUGGAGGGAGAGGACCCUCCUCAUCGAAGCCCACAACGAGACCUUCGCCAGCCGUGUGGUGGUCAAUGAGAGUUGCAGCUACACUGUCCACCCUGAGAAUGAAGAGUGGACUUGCUUUGAGCAAUGUGCCUCGCUCGACAUCCGGUCCUUCUUUGGCUUCGAAAAUGCCCUGGAGAAGAUCGCCAUGAAGCAGUACACAGCCAACGUCAAGAGGGGGAAGGAGGUGAUUGAGCAUUACCUGAACGAGCUCAUCUCCCAGGGCACCUCUCACAUUCCCCGGUGGACGCCUGCCCCCGUCCGAGAGGAGGACAACCGCUCUCAGGCUGGCCCCAGGGAUCCUGGCUCCCUGGAGGCUGACAGGCCCGGCAGCGCCCCAGGCCCUGCUCCUGAGACAGUUCUUACAGACGAGGACAAGCUGGAUGCAGACUACAUUGAGAGGUACCUGGGCCAUCUCACGCCCGUGCAGGAGAGCUGCCUGAUCCAGCUUCGGCACUGGCUGCAGGAAACCCACAAAGGCAAGAUUCCCAAAGAUGAGCACAUUCUCCGGUUCCUGCGGGCUCGUGACUUCCACCUGGACAAGGCGCGGGAGAUGCUGUGCCAGUCCUUGAGCUGGAGAAAGCAGCACCAGGUGGAUCUCCUCCUUCAGACGUGGCGACCCCCUGCCCUCCUGGAGGAAUUCUAUGCGGGGGGCUGGCACUACCAGGACACAGACGGCCGCCCCCUCUAUAUCCUGCGCCUGGGCCACAUGGACACCAAAGGCUUGAUGAAGGCCGUGGGGGAAGAGGCACUGCUGAAGCACGUUCUUUCUGUCAACGAGGAAGGACAGAAGAGAUGUGAAGGGAACACAAAGCAGUUUGGCCGUCCCAUCAGCUCUUGGACCUGCCUGGUGGACCUGGAGGGUCUCAACAUGCGUCACCUGUGGCGGCCGGGGGUGAAGGCCCUGCUGCGGAUGAUUGAGGUGGUGGAGGACAAUUACCCCGAGACCCUGGGUCGGCUGCUCAUCGUGCGAGCCCCUCGUGUCUUCCCGGUGCUCUGGACGCUGAUCAGCCCCUUCAUCAAUGAGAACACCAGACAGAAGUUUCUCAUCUACAGCGGUAGCAAUUACCAGGGCCCCGGAGGCCUCGUGGACUACCUGGAUAAAGAAGUGAUCCCUGACUUCCUUGGGGGAGAGUGUGUGUGCAAUGUCCCCGAAGGAGGGCUCGUCCCCAAGUCCCUUUAUCUGACGGAAGAGGAGCAGGGGCACACGGACCAGCUGCAGCAGUGGAGAGAGACCUACCAGUCGGCCAGCGUGCUCCGAGGGGCCCCCCAUGAGGUUGCGGUGGAGAUCCUGGAGGGGGAGUCAGUCAUCACCUGGGACUUUGACAUCCUGAGAGGGGACGUGGUGUUCAGCCUGUACCACAGCAAGCAGAUGCCCAAGCUUGGCCCCCAGGAGCCCGGGGCCAGGGCUGGCGGGCAGCUGACGGACAAAGGCUGGGUCCUAGGUGUGGAUUACAGCCGUGUCGAAGCCCCUCUUGUCUGCCGGGAAGGGGAGAGCAUCCAGGGCUCCCAUGUGACCCGGUGGCCUGGCAUCUACUUGCUCCAGUGGCAAAUGCACAGCCCCCCUGGCAAUGUGGCCUGCAGCCUCCCGGGUGUGGAGGAUGUCCUGACGGCCCUGCACAGCCCCGGCCCCAAGUGCAAACUCCUCUACUACUACGAGGUGCUGGCGUCUGAGGACUUCAGGGGCUCCAUGUCCAGCCUGGAAUCCUGCACCAGCGGCUUCUCCCAGCUCAGCACCACCACCUCCUCCUCUUCUGGCCAGUCCCACAGCAGCCCCCUGGUCUCCAGAUAG
Molecule: messenger RNA, 2088 nt
Organism: Odobenus rosmarus divergens (Pacific walrus)
Lineage: Eukaryota; Metazoa; Chordata; Mammalia; Carnivora; Odobenidae
Gene: SEC14L5
Product: SEC14-like 5 (S. cerevisiae)
Exons: 15
Coding region: 1-2088 (695 amino acids)
Cellular component (GO): cytoplasm
Source: RefSeq, a predicted model, not a curated record